Eremomyces bilateralis CBS 781.70 is the source of this 2093-nucleotide messenger RNA. Its product is annotated as alpha,alpha-trehalose-phosphate synthase 1. Bases 333 to 1865 code for a protein of 510 amino acids. Gene Ontology annotation, molecular function: alpha,alpha-trehalose-phosphate synthase (UDP-forming) activity. Gene Ontology annotation, cellular component: alpha,alpha-trehalose-phosphate synthase complex (UDP-forming); cytosol. Gene Ontology annotation, biological process: cellular response to heat; trehalose biosynthetic process. NCBI's taxonomy places the organism in Eukaryota, Fungi, Ascomycota, Dothideomycetes, Eremomycetales, Eremomycetaceae. The transcript has 5 exons. The record is from RefSeq and is a predicted model, not a curated record.
CUGUGAUCUCAAAGCAAGAAUUCGGUGCCAACAGAAUCAACAUCGUGAUCGAUCAUCGUGAUUGAGCAUCGUGAUCCCUAUUCCCCUAUGCCCUACCCUACCGCAAUGUGCACCUUUAUUUCACGUGCAGAUUUCCGCCAAUUAUCCUAAACAUUCUCAUUUUUCUUCUGUCCACUGGUCAUGUUCCUUCGCUUGCUACAUUCCCCCACAUCGCCGCAUCAAGAUCCAUUGAUCCACUUCUGCCUUCCCUCUCCCUGGUACCACCGUUUUCCUUCGAGCUUUUCCUUCCAUCGAGACCACACGAUCUAGCAGACAUCCUCCAUUGAUCAAACAUGUCUUCCCCUCCCGAAGCAGACAAAAGCAAAGAGGGCCGGCUCCUUCUCGUCUCCAAUCGCCUCCCCGUCACCAUUAAGCGUUCGGAGGACGGGAAAUAUGACACCUCCAUGUCAAGCGGAGGCCUAGUCAGCGGUCUGAGCGGACUAUCCAAGACGACCACCUUCCAAUGGUAUGGAUGGCCGGGAUUGGAAGUGCCGGAGAAUGAAAUCGGGGCCCUCUCGCAGCGGUUGAAGGAGGAGUACGGCGCCAUCCCGAUCAUGCUCGAAGAUGAACUGGCCGACCGACACUAUAAUGGCUUUUCAAAUUCGAUCCUAUGGCCCCUCUUCCACUAUCAUCCCGGAGAAAUGACCUUCGACGAGGAUGCUUGGAAUGCCUAUAGCGAAGCCAACCGCCUCUUCGCGAAAGCCAUUGCAAAGGACGUCAAUGAUAACGACCUGGUCUGGGUGCAUGACUACCACCUAAUGCUCUUACCAGCAAUGCUGCGCGAGGAGAUCGGCGACACCAAGAAGAACGUGAAAAUCGGCUUCUUCUUGCAUACGCCAUUCCCCAGUAGCGAAAUCUACCGCAUCCUGCCCGUUCGAAACGAAAUCCUCCUAGGCGUUCUCCAUUGCGACCUGAUCGGCUUUCAUACCUACGAAUACGCUCGCCAUUUCCUUAGCAGCUGCUCGAGAAUCCUUGGGCUACCGACCACUCCAAAUGGGGUGGAAUUCGAUGGGCGAGUGGUCACCAUCGGCGCAUUCCCCAUCGGCAUCGAUCCGGAGAAGUUUGAGGAAGGCCUCAAGAAGCCCAAAGUACAAGAGCGAAUCGCAACGCUGGAACGCAAAUUCCAAGGCGUCAAACUCAUCGUCGGCGUCGAUCGCUUGGAUUAUAUCAAAGGCGUACCACAAAAGCUCCAUGCUCUCGAGGUGUUCCUGACCGAGCAUCCGGAAUGGAUCGGCAAAGUCGUCCUUGUCCAGGUAGCGGUUCCGAGUCGGCAAGAUGUCGAAGAAUAUCAGAACCUACGAGCCGUGGUGAACGAACUGGUUGGAAGAAUCAACGGCAAAUUCGGCACGAUCGAAUUCAUGCCCAUACAUUUCAUGCAUAAAUCCGUUUCGUUCGAUGAACUCAUCGCCCUGUACGCCGUUUCCGAUGUCUGCCUUGUCUCUUCCACCCGCGACGGCAUGAACUUGGUCUCCUACGAAUACAUUGCCGCCCAGCAAAAUCGACAUGGUGUCAUGAUCCUCUCGGAGUUCACCGGUGCGGCCCAGAGCCUGAAUGGAAGCAUCGUCGUUAACCCCUGGAACACCGAGGAGCUAGCCGAUGCCAUUCACGAUGCUGUCACGAUGAGUGACGAGCAUCGGGCGGCCAAUUACGAGAAGCUCGCCCGGUAUAUCAACAAAUAUACAAGCGCUUGGUGGGGCAAGCAGUUCGUAUCGGAGCUCAACCGGGUUUCGACGCAAGCAGAGCAGAGGCUCAACAUUCGGAAACGAUCGGAGAACGCCGAUUCCGAUGCCAACGCCAACGAGUCCGAACAUACGGCGAGUGCAUGAAGACAUGCCGUUUCAAUCCCACGAGGCGCAAGGAGUAAGCAUGGGAUCCGGCGUUGGAGGCAAUGCGUAAUGAAUCAGCAUGCCAACUGUCUUAUCGGCAACGAAAAUAGACCACUGGCGAUUUUUAUUUAUACUUUGUAAAGGAAAAGAGUAUGAUGGACUAAAUUCGCCUUGGAAAGGCCUUACAUAGAAUAGUUCUUAGAACAUAACCUUUAACUUGUACCACGC